Prunus mume (Japanese apricot) is the source of this 1098-nucleotide messenger RNA. The record is from RefSeq and is a predicted model, not a curated record. Lineage: Eukaryota; Viridiplantae; Streptophyta; Magnoliopsida; Rosales; Rosaceae.
AUGCAACGACCAAGUUGCAUCCUCAGCUUUCAAAAGGGCUUGCCAACUGAGCACGAGCUAUACCGGGAGCUAGCCAUAACUCCAAGUCAAACCUUGGCAGAAGUGUUCGCGACAGCAAAACGCUACGCACUUUGGGACGAUGAUCGUAUCGCCGCAAAGAAAGCUAGCAAGCAAGUUGACCACCCGACGAAGCAGGCAAGCCAAAAGAGCAACAAGUUCGAGCAAAAAGCCCGAGAUAAGCGCAGAUCGCGGCCCCAAGAGGAAAGCUCAGAAACAGGGACCUUCACUGAAUUCGCUAUCCCAAUCAACCAGAUCCUAGCUCAGGUGAAGGACAAGCCGUGGAAAAGGCACCUUGAGGAGCUGGUCAGAGAAGACCAUUGCACAGAGUUCGUUGCAAAGAAGGCCAUCCAGCAGAUCGAGGAUCGUGAUGCAGCUGCCAAGGAACCUCCCCAAAAGGUCAUUCGAAUCAACACCAUUCUAGCUAACUCCCAAGAGUCCGGGCUGACCACCAAGGAGCGCAAGAGAAAGAUCGCUCAGAAGAAGGACUUGAUCGAGCUUGACCUGCCACAUAAUGACGCCCUAGUCAUCUGCAUCCAAAUUGAACAAGCUGUGAUCGAGCGAGUUCAUGUAGAUGAGGGCAGUGCAGCCAACAUCCUGCAACAAUCUGUUAUCCAACAGAUGGGGUUCGAGCCCAAGAUAAGCAAACUUGCCAGAUCGCUCACCAGCUUCAAUGGGGCCACAUCAAUCACUGUUGGAACGAUCGACCUGGAUGUCCACUCACCCCCAGUGGUCUGUUUGCAAAUCUUCAUGGUCAUCGACGAGGUUUCCCCCUACAACGGAAUCUUGGGCCGACCGUGGACCAGCAAGAUCGAAGCCAUCACAUAUGCUCUACAUCAGAAGAUCCGUUAUCCCAUCCCUGGGGGCGGGAUCAGGCAGAUCAACAGUGACCAAGCCAUGGCAAGGAGAUGCACAGCCCAAGGGCUCAAGAAGAGCAAGCAGCUGCAGUUCACACCAGUAAUGCAAGCUGCCAACGAGGCAGGAAGAGCUCAUAGCAAACAAGUAAACCCGAAAGGGAAGGAAGUUGCUGCCUCACAAUAG